AAUAUAUUUCAGAUUCUGCUAAGAGGUCUGUAGAAAGCUGCAAUCAUGAAGAUUUUAAUCUUGCUUGUAUGUCUGCAGCUCUCAGAGUCGCUCAUAAGAGUUCCUCUAACUAAAGGCAAGUCUAUCCGGCAAAAUAUGCGUGAAGCUGGAGUUCUGAACAAGUACAUGCAGACACACAAGAUUGAUCUGUCUGACCGAUUUACAGGAUAUGCUGUCGCUUCCGAAUCAAUGUAUUUUGAUACUUACUACUACGGACAAAUCAGCAUUGGAACCCCACCCCAGAACUUCCUGGUCUUAUUUGACACUGGCUCUUCCAACCUUUGGGUUCCCUCAACCUACUGCCAAAGCACAGCUUGUACAAACCAUCAUGUGUUUAAUCCAAGCCAGUCCUCCACCUACUCUUCCAACGGCCAGCGCUUUACUAUGGGAUAUGGAGGUGGAAAUGUUGCCAGCAGUGUCACUGGUGUGUUUGGCUAUGACACUGUGACUAUUCAAGGUAUUUCUAUUGCUAAUCAAGAGUUUGGGUUGACUAUUACUGAGCCUAGCUCCAAUUUCUACUACUCUCCAUUUGAUGGAAUAUUGGGGUUGGCUUAUCCUGGCCUGUCUGUGGGAGGAGCUACUACUGUUAUGCAGGGAAUGUUGCAGGAGAAUGUGUUGAAUCAGCCUAUUUUCAGUGUCUUCUUGGGAAGCCAAUCAGGUGAAGUUAUUUUUGGAGGGGUAGACAGCAACCUGUACACUGGACAAAUCUACUGGGCUCCUCUCUCACAAGAACUCUAUUGGCAGAUCCCCCUCCAAGAGUUUUCCAUUAACGGACAAGCUACUGGUUGGUGUAGCCAAGGCUGUCAAGCUAUCGUAGACACUGGAACCACACAGCUCAACAUCCCACAACCAUACAUGGGGCAGCUGCUGCCAUACCUUGGCAUCCAACAAACUCAAAAUGGAGGGUAUUAUGUCAACUGCAACAAUCUCCAGAAUAUGCCAACUCUCAGCUUUACCAUCAAUGGAGUGUCCUUACCUCUACCUCCAUCUGCUUACAUUAUACAGGAAAAUGGAUAUUGCUAUGCCAACUUCUUGAGCAUUAGUCUUCCUGCUCAGAAUGGGGACCCCUUGUGGAUUCUAGGAGAUGUAUUUCUUAGGCAAUAUUAUUCCAUCUAUGACUUUGGAAAUAGCCGUGUUGGCUUUGCCUCAGUAGCAUAAUUUGCUUGCUGUUAACAAUGAGUUAAUAAAACUGACGACAUCACAAGAUCUCUGAGUGAGGAAGGAAUCAUCAUACUCUGGGCUUGCUGAUUCCUUUAUGUCUUUGUAGGGUCACUAAUCUUUAAAAAAAUAAAA
Molecule: messenger RNA, 1332 nt
Organism: Spea bombifrons (plains spadefoot toad)
Lineage: Eukaryota; Metazoa; Chordata; Amphibia; Anura; Pelobatidae
Product: gastricsin-like
Exons: 9
Coding region: 46-1197 (383 amino acids)
Biological process (GO): proteolysis
Molecular function (GO): aspartic-type endopeptidase activity
Source: RefSeq, a predicted model, not a curated record